AUGGUAUUCUACUUGAUAGGUCUAGGACUGGGUGACGUUGAAGAUAUUACUGUGAAAGGACUAAAUGUUGUAAGGUAUCUGUCUAAAUACCCGAUGAUACCCGUACAUCAUUUGAUGAUUCUAAUUCGACUCUUUAGAAGGUAUGAAAUAUUGGCUGGUGCCGAUGUCGACGACGUUGCUGUUCUCGUCGUGGGAGAUCCUUUUGGCGCAACAACACAUACAGACCUUGUCUUACGUGCAAAACAAAAAGCAAUACCUGUUAGUCAGGAAUAUCGACAUUCGCUAUCCUUAAAUACUCUCCUUUAG
Messenger RNA from Angiostrongylus costaricensis, 306 nucleotides. The record is from the annotation of a GenBank genome assembly. Lineage: Eukaryota; Metazoa; Nematoda; Chromadorea; Rhabditida; Metastrongylidae.